AGCACGGUCUGCUGACCAGCGGGCCGAGCCGUAACGCGUCUGAACGUAACUAUCUGCGCACAAUCUAUCAACAGCAGAUUCUUGUAAAGAGCUUGAUGUUACUCGUCCUGAAAAUUUUAAGUGAGCAACGAUGGUUUACAAGUACACGGUUCGACACGGUAAGCCGGAAGACUCCGGAACUAUCCUUGAGUUCUUGAAAGAACACUCCAAGAUCGAGGACUUCACUGCCGUUGCUCUCAAACACGCGGAGGAAGACUUGAGGAGCCACAGCUUUGGAGACGAGGCUCCCUUCCAUUUCUUGGUGUUAGAGACAACAGGUGAUGGCCCAGGCGAGACAGCAGGGCCAGAGGUCGUUGGUUGUAUUGGUUACUUCCUCGCCUACUGCUCCCUAAAAGGACGGAUGCUUUUUUUGGAUGAGCUUUUCGUUCAAGCCGCCCACAGAGGAAAAAGUCUUGGAAGGAUGCUACUGGGGAAAGCUGCCGAGGUUGCUAUUAAAAACCAUUGCAAGGGCAUGAACUGGCUGCUAGGGGGAGCUAACAAGAACGCCGCGGAGUUUUACGGCCACCUCAACUGUCCCAAUAUGACCAAACAGCACGGGCAGAGAUUCGUACGCAUCCCGAGAGAUAGUUUUGAACAGCUGGCGGACACGAUGCCCAAAACAGGGUCAAAUAUCCAGUUUCUUUAGAGUCAAGUGAGAGAAAUGGUAAUGCAGGUUGGCAUAUUUAAUACUGUGAUGGAAUGUGAGUAAUUAUGCACGACCAUUAGAAGAGUAAAAUUGAAAUAAUCAUUCCAUAUACUUAGUACUUUGAUGUGAACAAACACUACCAAAUGCAAACAAUAUGCACAAUAGAAUGCUCCAAUGCAUAGUUUCAACUGUUCAUAUUAAUGCACGUGAUUACCAUGUCCUACAUGUUCCAACACUUUAUCUCUUCGGUGUCAACACUUGAAUAACAUUAGGACAACGGGUUCUUUAUAGCAACAUAAUGUCCGGUCGCAUGAACCUUUAUCUGCCAAUUUUGUAAAGAUCUUGGGUGUUUUAUUAUUGAUUUAGAUUUAGCUUAAAUUGUGGAAAAUCUGUGGGAAAGGCGUGAUUAAAACAAAUACCGACUGCUUCAUCUCUCGGUAUAGUAAAUCUAGUCUCCCUAGAGUGAUCCCAUGAAGCGCUUUAAUUUCCCUCGGCUUGAUUAUCACCAGUGCUGCUCUCUUUUUUUACAUGUUUUUAAAUAAGACAUCUCUUUCAUUUACUGCAUAUAACAAGUUUUGAAAUGUAAAAUUCUCUCAUUUGAGGGACGACAAUACUUUUCUGUUUAUUUUCCGGCAUUUGAACCUUCGCUGAGCCAACUCAAAAUCUUUGGUUCUCGUUCGGUCGGAACAAUGGUUUCAUAUAAAGGCAUAUCCAAAUCGCAAAACGCUUUACCAAUGACCAAUUUCAUGGUUUGGGUAGCCAAAACAAACCCUAGCUGAACAUCCAGGGUGCCACUUUUGCCUUGACAAAAGGCUAAAACGGAGAUGAGAGGGGGCGGCAUUUAUCCGUCUGACUGAAAGGACAUAGAUAUAUUGGCUUGUAUUUUAUUUUGCAUUGAUAGGGGAAUGUUCAAAGGGAAUUUUACUGGGAUUUUAUAAGGAACAAUAUCUACCGAGACUUGGUCAUUGCAGUGGUAUGAGCAAGGCAGUGUCACCUAUUUAGAUUGGUUAAAAGAGUCAGUGAAGGCCGCUGACGAAAUUUCGAGAACAAAAUAUGAAGAUUACAUUGACGGGGUAAGGGUAAAGAUCAAUCCAGGCAGACGGCCAAUUUGGAGACCCUUUAAGCACUCAAGCAAAAGCUACUCGUGUCAAGAAGAUGAUGAUACCGGAAUAUUUAAGAAGACCUUAAAGACAAAGUUAAUAAAGGUAUGGCAAAAUGAAA
Acanthaster planci (crown-of-thorns starfish) is the source of this 1906-nucleotide messenger RNA. Its product is annotated as thialysine N-epsilon-acetyltransferase-like. The record is from RefSeq and is a predicted model, not a curated record. Gene Ontology annotation, molecular function: N-acetyltransferase activity. Lineage: Eukaryota; Metazoa; Echinodermata; Asteroidea; Valvatida; Acanthasteridae.